Molecule: messenger RNA, 756 nt
Organism: Phanerochaete carnosa HHB-10118-sp
Lineage: Eukaryota; Fungi; Basidiomycota; Agaricomycetes; Polyporales; Phanerochaetaceae
Exons: 2
Coding region: 48-656 (202 amino acids)
Source: RefSeq, a predicted model, not a curated record
UCUGACCUUACCUCAUCCGACACAUUCCGAUACGAAUUCUGCACAUCAUGAAGUUCCCCGAGAUAGACAUUGAGUGGGAAACGGACAAUGACACCCGGAGCGAUGGUACCAAGCGGCCCUACAGCAGAAAAGCAUCCAUGAUCCAUGGCUGGGUGACCAAGAUGCGGGGCACGCUGGUGGGCAACGAGCGUACGCGCUGGAAGGGGAUCAGGGAGAUGAAGGCGGCUAAAGCGAUCCGGAAGUACAAGCGCCAGCGGGCGAAAGAGCACUCCUCGCGCGGGCAGCACGACAGCGGGCUGUUCUCCUUCCUCAGCUUCAGCCCUCAGAAGCAUAACUCGAAGAGCAAGCCUGUCAGCCGCAGCAGCAGCAGCCGCGCGGUCGUUCAGCGGGGCUCGUCCACCCGGAAGGGCAACGAGCUUGUGCUGCACGUCUCCUCCCGCCCGAAGUCGCCGAGGCGCAGUCAUAGCUCACGCGUUGAUGGACGUAUAACGCAAAGCAGGGCGACAUCGCCGCGAGGAAGCACGCCCCACCGUUCCCGUCCAGCGCCCCAGAGGCGGGCGACGACGGGAGGAGAGCGAUCCACCUCCACCAAGCGUCCUACACAGUACACGAGACGAUAUACUACCGACGUUCACCGGAGUUCUCGCCGACGAUGACGUAGAGUGCGGAUGACUGUAUUUAUCCUAACAGAUGUUAUUAUAGUAUAACCUUAUCCAGCAUUGUACUGCAUCGAUGAUAUAGCGCACUGAGUGUAUA